Messenger RNA from Oreochromis niloticus (Nile tilapia), 1649 nucleotides. RefSeq lists its product as uncharacterized. The transcript is spliced from 11 exons. Lineage: Eukaryota; Metazoa; Chordata; Actinopteri; Cichliformes; Cichlidae. The record is from RefSeq and is a predicted model, not a curated record. Bases 39 to 1649 code for a protein of 536 amino acids. Gene Ontology annotation, molecular function: protein binding.
UUAGCUCUUCGAUUAACAACUUGCUGGAGGCUAUUCAAAUGAGCCACACCGUGGGAUGUAAGGAGCUCUCUGAUUGGUCAGAGAGCUGCCCGCUUUAUUCACUGUUACGCGCACACUUUAGGCGCCACAUUGCACAAUGCUUUAGAAAAUUAACGGUGCUUGUGCUUGUGCCAGGGCGUUUUGCCUGGUCCGUCUGUAACCUGAAAAUGUCCAGCAUAUCACGCAUAUUGAGGGACAUUGCCAGUGAGAUGGAGCGGAGGGCAGAGACUGUUUCGUCGACAGAAGAACUCUCAUCAUCAUCCGUGCCGUCAAGACACCCUGUUGACGCUGAAGUGUGCAGAAUAUUUGCCUCAUAUGGUAACAGGGUCCCUGGCAACCCUUCCAUUGCUGCACGACGUCGAUCUACAUACACAAGAGCCUAUUUCUGUUUGUCCAAGAUUGAUCAGACUAUAGCACCGACUAGAGAAGAAAAAGAAUUUCUUAGUGCUGCUGGCCUAGGGGAGCAGAGAAUUACUUUUUUUGGUGAUGAAGGCAGUGCAGAGGAAUUUCGAAGUCACAUUCUGGUUGCCUACCCAAAACUAAAUGGCUGUGGAGGGUUUGAGCUUUUAAAAGUUUCUGGGUUAACAAGGAGCAAAAAGCUCUCUGUGAUACCUUGCCCAAGGACAGGGUAUACCAUAAAGUCUGUCAGGAUACAUAUCAAACACUCCCUCAUCUACAUCCGUCCGAUGCAAAAGAAUAUCGACACAACUCCUGUAGAACAUCAGACUGGCGGUUAUGGUCCCAAGGAAAAAUGUCUGACGUGUUCAGAAGAAUUCUUUUUCAGUGAACUGAAGGAUCAUGUCAAACACUGCAAGUCUCCAAAUGAGAUCGACACAGCAUUACCUGAAAUUUGCCAUCCAGUGAGCCCAGAAUUUCCUUUUCCGACUAGUCCAGACAGAGAUAACUCAUCCUCUGAUACAGGAAUCAUUGACUUAACAGAUGACCAAGUUCCGGAGUCCUUGGAAGAAUGGAGAGCCAUGCGUUCCCAGCAGGAUCAAGAGUACCAAGACUGCUUGCUUGCAGAUCAAGAGAAGUCUGACUUACAGAAAAAGUCGGCUGAAAUGGAAGAGAGACGGAUAAAGGCCAUAUCUGAGAGGCAGUUGAGACUGAUUGGUGUUCCAGAGCAAGCUCAUGGCAUACCACUCAGAUUUAAAUACCCUAGCGGCAUUACCAGAACAAGGCGAUUUGUCCUAACUGAAUCCAUUCAGAUAUUGUUUGACUUUGUCGGAGAAGAUGAAGAUGCCACAGAAUAUUUUCAUAUUCAAGAUGCUCUCUCAGUAACUAGACUCAACAGCAACAUGUCUGGCACCUUUCUGGAUAAUAACAUCAUAAGGUCACAAACACUGUAUGUCCACUGGAUUCAACCUGAGUCUCCAGAGUUUGUUCCUGCACUUGAUUACAACAAUCAUGAAGUAGCUCCAAGCUUUAACAACAUGUCUUGUUCCCCAUUGACUGAUUCUCCUCCUGCUCAUGGGCGAUCUUUCUCUCCCAAGAGGGCUGACCUUAAAACCAUUCUGAAUGGACUUUGGGCGAAGAUUGAUAACACUUCAUGCCCACGAGUAAUCAGAUCAACAUAUGCAGAGACUACACUGGCAAUGUCCACAACAUAA